GCCGCGCACCUCGUGUCUUUUAUUUUCAGUUUCCGCUCGCCCCCAAUCGCUCACGUCACUCCGUCCGCGCGAGGAAGCGCCCCGUCGUGCUCCGCGACAGACCAUCGCCGCCUCUCCGGGCGGCGGCGGACGCCAGCGCGGUGCUGGUUCAUUUGUGCAACUACAUAUAGAUCCAUAUUCUGUUGCGACUGCACUCUGCAAGAAGACAAUUUUCCAAAGCCGUCUUCUUCUUUUUUACUAGAAUAUAAAAUAAUUUCUGGCCGCCAUCAGAUGGACAAAAGCAACACUUCUGGCUGUGCUGCUGAGGACAUUAUUGAGACUCGGAAUUAUGCAAACUCUAGCCUGAACCCUGAGGCCCUUAAGCAUCAAAGUUUUCCUUUUCCAUACACAUCCCUGUCGGGGGAAAGGAAAAACUUCAAAAGGGCAGCUAACAGGGGAAAGAAAGGCUCCCGAGUAUUGUCAAGUAGAACUUAUCCUUUGAAGUCAUCUGAGAGUACUGUCAGGGUUCUUCGUUCUAGAUCAGUUGCAGAUAAGUCACCUAGUGACGCUGUGCAAACUUCAACAGAAAGAGCCGCGAAGAAGCCACCUAGCGACUCUGUGGACACUCUAGUAAAACCAGCUGCUAAAAGAAUAAAGAGGGAUAGAGAUAGACCCACAAAGGGUGGUCCGGACGAUGAGUUAUUGAAAAUUCGUAAGCGAAUUAGAUACAUUUUGAAUCGGAUGAACUAUCACCAAAGUUUUCUUGAAGCAUAUGCCAGUGAAGGCUGGAAAAAUCAAAGUUUGGAAAAGAUAAGGCCUGAGAAGGAGCUUGAACGAGCCAAGGCGGAGAUCGUGCGGUGCAAAUUAAGAAUACGAGAAGCUUUCCAGAAUCUUGAUCAUCUUCUAACUGUGGGGAAGCUUGAGGAAUCUUUGUUUGAUUCUGAAGGAAAGAUAUCUUCUGAUGAUAUUGUUUGUGCCACUUGUAGUUUGCAAGACGUUACAUUGAAUAAUGACAUCAUUCUCUGCGAUGGAGCCUGCGACAGAGGGUUCCACCAGAAUUGUCUAAACCCUCCUUUACUGACUAAAGAUAUCCCUGAGGGAGAGGAAGGAUGGCUUUGCCCUGCAUGUGAUUGCAAGAUAGACUGUAUAGAAUUAAUAAAUGAACUCCAAGGGACAGAUCUUGACAUUAAUGACUCUUGGGAGAAAGUUUUUCCUGAGGCAGCUGCUGUGGCACACGGGCCUAUGCAAAAUGAUGUAGCUGAUCUUCCAUCAGACGAUUCAGAAGAUGAUGACUUCGACCCCAAUAUACCUGAAGAACAUGUGGCUGGUCACGCAGAAGGAUCAUCAGAAGAGGAUGGGGAUGAAGGUUCAGACUCUGAUGACUCAAAUUUCAUGACUUCUUCUGACAAUUCAGAACACGUGAAGGAGAAAGAAAAAGUUGAUGACCUUGGAUUACCUUCUGAGGACUCGGAGGAUGAUGACUAUGAUCCAGCAGGUCCUGAUUCAGAUAAAGAUAUCAAAGAGAAGCAAGAUGAGUCAGACUUCACAUCGGACUCUGAUGAUUUCUGUGCUGAGAUUAUGAAGUCUUGUAGUAAGGAUGAAGUUUCAUCUGGUCCUAAGGUUGGAGGUCGUACUAAUGAUUUAGAAGGGGCCCCUGUUCGGCCAAACACAUCAAUGUCACAUACCAAGGAUCUUGAGAUUGACCAAGAUGUGAUUUUACCGUCUACGAAACGGCAGGUUCAACGGUUGGACUACAAAAAACUUUAUGAUGAUACUUAUGGGGAAGCACCAUCUGAAUCAAGCGAUGGUGAUGACUGGUCUGGGAAGAGCACACUCAAAGAAGACAAUGAAGAAGGAAAUGAAGUGGAUUCAUUUGCACGCAAAAGCCCCAGGGGAACGCGAGUGGUGCAUCCUGACGGUUUUCAUGGUUUAGUGAAUGAACAACAUGCAGGGGGGCUUACCUCUGACGGCAGCAAUAGUAAAGCUAAGAAAAGGCAUUUUGGUCCAGUAAUUAAUGAGAGGCUAAAUCAAUAUUUCACAACAGACCAAUAUCCUACCCGUGCUGUUAAAGAAAGCUUGGCGCAAGAAUUAGGGCUGACAUUCCGUCAGGUUAACAAAUGGUUUGAAAGUACACGUCACGCAAGAGCAGCUGCUAUGAAAAAUGGCGCUCAGCUAGAAAAGCAUAGCAACAGUAGGAAGAAGAAGAGCUCAGACCAACCUAAUGCAUGUAAAGAGGAAGGUAUCAGGCAAGAUAGUCCAGUGAAACAAGAAACUGAUGGUGGGCAGAGAGCUCAUAUGCCUCCAGAAAGCAGCCAAAGCUAUACUAAAACCUCGGGAUUGGCAGGCUGUCCAAAAAGUGAGUCCAGAGAGAACCAUGAAAAGAAUACCCCCUUGAAAUAUGUUGGAAUGCCAACAGAUGGCUCUGCAGAGGAUCAAAUUCUGGGGCUAGAACCUGAAGAUGAUGGUUCAGACUCUGAUGACCCGAAUUUUGCCAUCCGUUCUGGAAAUUCAGAACCUUCGAAAAAUAGAGAGAAAGUUGAUGACCUUGGGUUACCUUCUGCGUACUCUGAGGAUGAUGACUAUGAUUCUGAUGAAGUUAUCGAAAUGAUGCAAUCAAGUUCAGAUGAGUCAGACUCCAAUGAAUCAAAUUUCACCACCUCUUCUGACAAUCCAGAAGAUGUGAAGGAGAAAGUUGAUGACAUUGGAUUACCUUCCGAGGACUCCGAGGACGAUGAUUAUGAUCCAGCAGGUCCUGGUUCUCAUGAAGAUAUUGGAAAGAAUCAGUCAAGUUCAGAUAAGUCACACUCUUCUGACAAAUCAGAAAAUAGGAAGACGAAAAGGAAAGCUGAUGACCUUGGAUUACCUUCUGAGGACUCGGAGGAUGAUGACUAUGACCCAGCAAGUCCUGAUUCAGAUAAAGAUAUCGAAGAGAAGCAAGAUGAGUCAGACUUCUCAUCUGACUGUGAUGAUUUCUGUGUUGAGAUUGCUAAAUCUUGUUGUGGCCAGGAGGGAGUUCUAUCAGGAGCUAAGGUUGGUGGAGACCGUACCGAUGACUUGGAAGGAACGACUAUUUGCGCUAAUGCGGCCAUUUCCAAUCUCCCGUCCAAGGAUCCUGAAAUGGACCAAUAUGUUGUUUUACCAGUUUCAGCGAGACAGAAGGUUCAGUCUCCGGACAGCAAAAAACUCGCUCAGGCUUAUGGGAAAGCAUCAUCUGAUUCGAGUUACGGUGAAGAGUUGUCGAAGAAAUGCACACCUGAAAAGGACAAUGGAAAAGAAAGUGAAGCAGGUUCUUUCGUGCGUCAGAGCAAUGAAUUCACUCCGCAAAGGUCUCAACAAAGCUUUCAUGGUUCGGUGAAUGGGCAAAAUGCAGAAGAGCUGCUUACCCCUAACGGAAGCAGUACUACAGGUCAGAAGAGACAAUAUGGGCCAAUAAUUAAUCAGAGGCUACAUGAGCAAUUUAAAACAAAUCAAUAUCCUAGCCGUGCUGUUAAAGAAAGCUUGGCACAAGAACUAGGUCUGACAUUCCGUCAGGUCGAGAAAUGGUUUGAAAGUAGGCGGCGUCACAUAAGAGUAGCAUCCAACAAAAGCAGCACCCAUGUGGAAAACCAUAGCACCAAGGAGAAUCCUAAUGUAUGCAAAAGAGAUGCUGUGAAUGAGGAUACGCCGUCGGGAAGUCUUAAUGAAGGUAUCACACAAGAUGGUCCACUGAAACAAGACAUUGGUGGUGGGCUGAGAACAAAUGCCAGCCCUCCAAAUAGCAGUCAAAGAUAUACUACCCCCUUGGUAAGGCGCCCAAAAGGUGAGUCCAGAGAGAAUCAUAAAAAGAAUACCUCCUCAAGCAGUGCUGGAAGGCCAAAAGGUAGCGAUGCAGGGUAUGCAGUUCUGGCUCUUGAAGCUUUGGAUGAGAAAACAAGAAGCAAAAUGCUGCAGGAGCUAAAGAAGAGGAAGAUUGGCUGAUAACGUUUCUAGCUAAUGACUCUGAACUUGCAAGUCAGGCCAUGAUUUUGGCUCCUGCAAGUCAGCUAAUUCUUUCUCUGAAAUUAGUUACCCACAUGGUGGGUGUCUUACUCUGGCGGGAGGCUUGGUUCGAUAAUAUGGGACUCCCGGUAAGGAUCCUUAUACUCCUCCAGAUCGCAAGUGAUAAUCUGAACAAUCUUGAAGUGCCGUCGCAACAGCACACUGUUAUGGUAGAAAAUUGAAGAUAUUGAACGUUUGAUCGUGCCUUGGGCGCUGUUGUCUCCUUAGAUUAUGCUCAUGUGCUGUCAUUGGUUGUGUACAUUGUUGAUAAGUGACUAGGUGGUUCAGUUUAUCGUUCAUAUGCAUUUUCGACAAUGUCAGUGGAUCUCCUUGGUACAUGUUGUAAUCUUCCCGUUUUUGCGGGAAAUAUAUGUUGUACUGUUGGUAAGGAGUAUAUUCUUAUUAAGACUUAUUAUCAUGA
This is a messenger RNA of Triticum urartu, 4417 nucleotides long. NCBI's taxonomy places the organism in Eukaryota, Viridiplantae, Streptophyta, Magnoliopsida, Poales, Poaceae. The record is from RefSeq and is a predicted model, not a curated record.